AUGUUCCCGGCCGCUGUCCCUAGUGUGUUUUACAGCCUCCUGCAAGAGCUUCCUCCAGCUGUGAGAAGAAGCCAAGAGGACCGUGACCACUGUGACCUCCAACCACUAGACAUGCUGUCAGAAAUGAUUUCUCCAAACAAAUCCUUGACUGGGUUGAAGAUGGUUCAAUCUCAAGGAGUCCGUGGGUUUCAUCUUUCAGGAUCACGCCAUGUAUUGAGUUUUCCAUCAUCCCGUCUAUUCCACAACUGUAAUCUCUUUCCAGAGGAGUUUUCUAUAGUUAUUACAGUGAAGAUCCCCAGUCUUCCACCCAAGAAAAAUGAAUACUUGUUCACUAUGAUCACUGAAGAAAGCAGACGUGUUCUUCUUGGAUUGAGGUACUCUGAAAGUAAGCUACAUUUCCUGUUCUGGAAUACAGAACAUCCUGAUAAAUGGCAGACCAAAGUUACUUUUCGAAGCAUCUCAUUGUCUGAUGAUCGAUGGCACACAUUGGUUUUAGCUGUGUCUGGAACUUCUAUCACCCUUACUGUAGACUGCAAUAUACCAACAGAAAUUGUUCUUGGCAAACCAUUUCCAGCAUCAUUAAGCACCACCAAAUCAUGGAUCUAUGUUGGAAACAGAAGGCGACGAAAAGGAUUUUUCUCUGGCUUGUUAAGACAGCUUGUCCUUCUGCCAGGAUCUGAUGCAACAUCUACAAUAUGCCCUAAUGCCAAACCAAGGCUCGCAGAGCUGUCCAUCCCUGGAGUGCUGAAAGAGCUGCCACUUAAGACCGAUGAUGACAACGGACUUCAGCUGAUGUACCCUUAUGAAGCUGACAUGAAAGUAACAUUAGGUCCCCAACCUCCAUGUUCUAGCAAUGAAAUAUCCCAAUUCUGGAUGGAUACAUCACUGAAAGGUCUCUUCCUAUGUAAUGGUAUCAAGUGGAUCCCAGUGCUUGAAAGGAAAGAGAAGUUGGAUUAUGUAGAGGAGUAUCAGAAACUGGCCACUGCUUCAGAAACCAUGGGACUGGAAAUUUUCCAUAUCCAGGAUGUGGGGUAUUUUGCUGUGAUGGCCAACAGGAACAAUCAGCCUGGCUCAGCUCUCUAUAGGUGGCGUGAUGGAAGAUUUAUUAUUCAUCAAUACUUCCUUACCUAUCAAGCACAAGCCUGGAAGCACUUCACUAUAGAAAAAAGGAUAUUCUUAGCCUUGGCUAACUUUGAGAAGAAUGAAUAUGGGGAGGAGCUGUCAGUUAUUUACAAAUGGAAUCCAAAGAAAAUGAAGUUCUUUCCGUAUCAGAGUACACAAACGUACAGUGCCCGUGACUGGGAAGCCUUCCACAUAGAUGGAGAGACCUUUCUGGCUGUCGCAAACCACAGAGAAGGUAACAACCACAACAUCAACAGUGUUAUUUACAAGUGGAACUCAAGCAAUGGGUUAUUUGAGAUCAACCAAACCAUUCCUACCUCAGGUGCCUACGACUGGGAGUUCUUUAGCAUUGGACCCUAUUCUUUUCUGGUUGUAGCAAACACAUUUAAUGGAACGUCAACCAAUGUCCAGUCCCACAUCUACAUUUGGCUGGGAAGCGCAUUCCGGUCCUUUCAGUCUAUAAUGACAUUUGGAGCUUCAGAUUGGGAGUUUUUUAGAAUUCAAGAUCGCUUCUUCCUGGCUGUAGCCAACAGCCACAAUUACACUGUAGGAAUAAAGACACAAAAACCAGAGGAAUAUGCCAUUAAUUCUGUCAUAUACGAGCUGAAUAUCACCGCACAGCAGUUUGUAAAGUUCCAGGAUGUUCUUACCUACAGUGCCGUGGACUGGGAAUUCUUUACAGUUGGAGAGGACUAUUUUCUGGUUGUGGCAAAUUCUUAUGAUGGCAAUUCAUUUUCUGUAAACAGUGUUAUAUACAGGUGGCAGGGCUAUGAGGGUUUUGUGGCUGUCCAUUACUUACCUACGUACGGCUGUCGGGACUGGGAAGCAUUUAAAACUGGCAAUGGCUCCUACAUCAUGUACUCCAGUGCCAAGGAGCCUACAUCAAGAGUGCUAAAACUGAAGACACUCUGA
This is a messenger RNA of Nanorana parkeri, 2034 nucleotides long. RefSeq names its product thrombospondin type laminin G domain and EAR repeats (gene TSPEAR). NCBI's taxonomy places the organism in Eukaryota, Metazoa, Chordata, Amphibia, Anura, Dicroglossidae. The transcript has 12 exons. The record is from RefSeq and is a predicted model, not a curated record. Bases 1 to 2034 code for a protein of 677 amino acids. Gene Ontology annotation, biological process: signal transduction.